Messenger RNA from Striga hermonthica, 441 nucleotides. The record is from the annotation of a GenBank genome assembly. Lineage: Eukaryota; Viridiplantae; Streptophyta; Magnoliopsida; Lamiales; Orobanchaceae.
AUGGCGGAUUCCAAAAGCGAAUCGAUGAGAUCGGCAGCUGAAGAACUUUCAAGAGAGUUCAAAACCUUAGUUGAUUCCCAGGAUUUGGAGUCUCUCCGCCAAUCACAGAACCUCAUAUUGGGGAGAUUGCAAGAUAGCAAUGCAGUAUUGUCCCAUUUCAAUGAGUAUUCAGAAAAUUGCUUUGCAGAGGUGUCUCCGGAUUUUGCCAAGCACACGCGCCUCUUGAAGUCCAUGAAAUCUGACCUUGAUUACAUCUUCCUGAAGCUCAGGACCCUAAAGGGAAAGAUCAUGGCAACCUAUCCAGAUGCUUUUCCUGAUAAUUCAACGAUCAAGACCCUUGAUCAACGACCAGACCUCGAGUUGCCUAGACCGCUGGCCGGCGGAUCUAUCGAUCCUCCGCCGCUUAUCUACGCCGCUCGCCGCCCUGAAUCGUUUCCUUAG